AUGCCUGAGGAGAAGGCUGUGCCUAAGGCCCUGGAGGUUGAAGCAACCGAGCCAAAUUUCGAGGUCGCUGCCGAGGAGAUGGCAGCUCCAGUGGCCUCUGCCGAAGAGCCAAAGGCUGAGCCGGCUGUUGAGGAACCCAAGGCAAAGCCGGCCGAAGCUCCAAAGACUGAGGAGCCGGCUGCGCAGCCAGCUGUGACUGAGCCUCAAGCUGAGGCUGCAGCCGAACCAGCUGCCCCUGAGGAGCUAAAGGUUGAGACCGCUGCGGAGCAAGCUGCUAACGAAGAGCCCAAGGCUGAGGCUGGCUUAGCAGCCGAACCAGCCCCUGUUGAGGCGCAAAAGGCCGAAGCUGUAGCCGAGCCAGCAGGCGCUGAAGAGCCGAAGGCCGAGGCUGCUCCCGGGCCAGCCGGUGGCGCUGAGCCAGCCGCUGCUGAGGAGCCUAAGGCUGAGGCUGCCGCCGAGCCAGCUGCUGCUGAGGAGUCGAAGGCCGAGGUUGCCGCUGAUGCAGCUCUCGCCGAGCCAGCCGCUGCUGAAGAGCCAAAGGCCGAGGCUGCCCCCGAGCCAACCGCUGCUGAGGAGCCCAAGGCUGAGGCUGCCGCCGACGACCAAAACGCGGAGCGCCAGGAGAAGGAGGCUAGCUCCGAAGACGGCACUCCUCCAAUUGAGGCGACCGCUGAGGCUGCGCAGGCUGCGCAGCUGGCCGCGCAAGGUCGGGCAGAUGGGGCCGAGCCGGAAACAAAGGCACCAGAGGUGAUCCAGGAGCGUCCAGAGCCACCACAGCUUACUGUGUCGCAGGCCCUGGCUCUUCAGCAUGAGCUGCUGCAAGGCUUCUCUGAUGCAGGCUUUCAGAAGAAGCGCGAGGAGCUCAUCUCGUCACUUCGGCAGAAGGAUCCUGUACGUUUUAAUGCAGAGCGCCAGAAGCUUUUUCUUACUGUUCAGAUCAUGGUGCUGCCGAGAUACGGCUUUGAAGGAAGCGCACAGGGCGUCCUGGAGAUGCAGCGGCGGCUUGACCGCCCUGAAGUUGCAGACAAUGCCGAGAUCCAACGGCAGGCAGCCAAGCUGAAUGACCUUCUGUACGGAGAGCCAGAAGCGCCGACGCCACAGGCGCAGAAAGCUUUGGGAGCAGCGCCUUUGGGGGCUGCGCAAAUAAAGCCAGGCAGAGAGGAGGUCCGUACUCCAGCUCAGAUGUCUUCGACGCUCAAGUCCUUGGUGCUGGUUUCGCGGCCGGCCGCUGAGUUAGAGGCCGCCCAGCCAGUCUGGAAGCGAGAAUGGGAUGGCUGCCAGCUAUGGGAUUGUGAACUGCAAAAAGCGUCCGAGAGCGACAAAUUUGGCUUCUCGCACUGCAGCGGCAAGACUGAGUACUUCAAGGCACUUGGCAUUUCAGAGGGCAGCACAGAUGUGAAAGGUCCUGAGGUGCUGUUCAUCCGCAAGGUUGCGGGCGAAGGGCUCCUGUUUUCCUGGAACGAGGCCCAUCCUGAUGCAGUUGUUCAGCCAGGUGAUCGCAUCAACAAAGUGAAUGGCGAAAGCACCCAUGAUAGAAUGGCUCGGGAGUUGCGGAAGAGCAAGGCUUUCAUAGAGAUUCUGCGUUAUCCAGACGAGUUUGAGGUGUCACUUUCCAAGAAAGCGGAUGCCGGAAACAAAAAAUUGGGCUUCAAGUUUGAGAAACCAGGCAACGAGAAGGCGCGCGAACUCAAAAUCACGGAGGUGGGCCAAGAAGGCUACUUGCCUGAGAAGAACCUUCAAAUGGCUGCCGAGGGACGAUUCCACUAUGUUGUCACGCUGGGGAUGCGUGUCAUACGGGUAAACUCAGUGGAGGGUGAUGCGCAGCUCAUGAGGGAGGAGUUAAAGAACUCGCAGGAUGUGACUAUCCGUGUGCGAAGAGCGGAGGUCUAUGCCCUCCAGAAAGCUAGAAUGGUGAAGCAGGUAGAUUGUGGAAGCAGCUGCGGGGCUGCCCACUGCGAUACCGGCGCUUCCAGACUCCAGAGUGUGGGCUCUGGGCGCAUGGCUAGGGCCUUGCUUGUGGUGCCGCUACUGCUGGCUGCGGAGGCCAAGCCGAAGGCGUUGGCUCCAGAUCUAGCAAUCGCAGAGGCUGACAUCCUGAUCAACGGCAGUCAGCCAGAGGAAUCGCGUUCGCCCAAAAUUGGGCCAGUAGUGAAGAACGCAAGCAAGCUUGGUGAAUUCGGGUAUGCUAAGCACCCGAAGCAUCCGCUAGCCUGGAGUGACUUGAGGGCCAUCAUCAAAGGAAGGAAGUGCUCCACAGAGCAGGCAGAUGCGCAGUGUGGGGACCUGGUUUGUCGCAAGGGGCUUUGUGCGCAUUGCACAGAAGACUCAGAAUGCCCGUCGCUUCACCACUGCGUUGAGAGCUUGAGCGGUGGAAAGACCUGUCGCGAGACUGGCCGAAAGGCGUGGGAGUCGGCUUGGCUGGACAGCAGUGAGAAGCUUUGCACGCUCCUCAUUUUAGUGGCAUCUGCUUUGGCUGCGGCAUCUGGAACUGGUGGUGGAAGCAUCUUCGUUCCUAUCCUGAUCUCUUUCUCGUAUUUGCAGGAGUCUGCGGUAGUCGCUCUUUCCCAGUUUAUGAUACUUGUCGGGUCCAUUGUGAACCUGUCCGUCUUCCUCGCCAGAAGGCAUCCAGAUUUUCCAGAGCUGCCCGUCAUCGACUAUGAUUGUAUCGUUGUUCUCAUCCCGAUGCUUUGUCUUGGUGUCACUCUCGGAGUCCUAGUGAAUCGCACCUCACCGUCCUGGCUGCUGCUGACCUUACUUUGCUCCACGCUCUGCCUGGCUUUGUGGCGCACCGGAUCCAAAGGCCUCCGGCAGCUGAAGCAGGAGAGGGAACUCUUGGCGCACCGGCCUGCAGCUGAAGAUGACGUGCCGCAGCAGGGCCCAGAGGUGGUCAUGAGCUAUGGGGAGGUGCUUAGCGAGUUGGUGCAAGCCAAGUCUGAGCAAAUUGCAGGCAUUGCAAUAGUUUGGUUGGUCAUGCUUGGAGCCAGCUUACAUGGCCUCCCAUAUUGCUCCAUGCAUUACGGACUCUUCCUAUGCGUGUUAGCUGCCCUGCUUACGACCUUUGCGCUUAUCAUGACCCGGCGAUUUCAAGCCACCUCCUAUCUGAAUCCCAUUGACUGGCUGAACGGCGGAGGGAAGGAUCGUCAUCCGAUGACGUUUCCCAUGGUUGCUUUUGGCACUGGUUUUCUGGGAGCCAUGCUAGGUCUUGGCGGCGGCAUCUUGCUAAGUCCGGUCUUGAUCGAGGUGGGCAUGCACAGCGAGGCUGUUCAGGCAACUGUCGCGAGUUUCGUGUUUCUGUCAAGCUCCCUUGCGACUAUCCAGUACUUCAUGAUGGGGCAGAUUGUGUGGCAUUAUGCUUUGUGGUAUGGUGCCGUCGCCAUCAUCGCCACAUACCUGGGUCAGACCGCCUGCGAGGUGUUUAUUCGAAAGCGCAGGCGCUAUUCCUUCAUAACGCUCUCAGUAACCACGGUCCUGGGAUUGUCCCUCUUUUGCCUCUGCGUGGUCGGGACAAAAACCGUCCUUCACGACUAUGACAUGGGCAAGCCGAUCUGGUUCUCGUUCACUCGCCUUUGUGCCAGCGGUCGCGGGUCCAUUAUCCGACCCAGCGUGGCAGGUGCAAGAUGA
Molecule: messenger RNA, 3621 nt
Organism: Symbiodinium pilosum
Lineage: Eukaryota; Dinophyceae; Suessiales; Symbiodiniaceae
Source: the annotation of a GenBank genome assembly